AGCGGUGACACCACGAGAAACGGCAUUGCAAAAAACAGCUGGAGCAAAAGGCGCAAAUAGUUUUGGACCGGCAUACAAUUAGCCAUUAAAUUAAAUAUUUGCGUACUUUGUAUAUUGGCUACAGCAAAUAACCUAAUUUUGUAUUAUAAACGAUGCAGUCUUUGCAGAAGUAUUGCGGCUCGCCGAACAAGUUGGUGGAGCUCAGCCUCAAUAUGCAUUUGCGCGCUAAACUAGCUAAGGACAGUUUGCGAUGGGGUUGCCUGAAUGUGGUCCUACUAGCAAUACUCUUAUUUGACAUAUCCAAUCGGUGUCCAUUUGCCUACUCGAAAUGGUAUUACGCAGAAUACAUUGCAAUAGUGUUAACGGGACUUGGUGCCUUCUCCUGUUUCCUCAAAUACUUUUUAUACAUUUUUCGUAAGAAUCCAAUAUUAGGAACCAAAGAACAAAAAAAUUUACUAAAAUUUGAUGAACUCGAUUCGUCAUUUGUUGUAACACCACCGCCACAGAGGAAAAAGAAAGUAUGCGAUGAUUUGGCGCCUAAUCAAAUAAACAAUACCUUGUUAAGCUGGCAUUCUUCUUUCAAUGACUCACGCGCUGGCAUGUCUCACAAUUGGAGCUACAGUCGCACAACACCGCCUCGUGGCAGCUUUAGUCCACAACAACAGCAACAACCACACAAUGCUUCUUGGAAUUCUGUGGGCAAUCGAUCUUUAGUAAUGGGCGCCAACAACAGUGCUAUGAACAAUACGAAUUCCCAAAUCGAGUCAUAUCCCAAAUACAAACGUGAAGAGUUGAUAACUGAUGAGGAGAGCCUAAAGCAAUAUUUAAAAGAGUUUUCAAUACACGAACAAAGCUUGAAUGAAACAGCCGAUGUGAGUCAACAUUAUAACAGUGGUUCAGUAAAUUCUUUCUGGAACUAUUGUAACACCGCCGCUAAUAUGCUAAAGACAUCCAUAUAUCAGUUGUCUCCAAUGACGACUCCCUCGACGCCCAGUAAACAAUCGGCAAGUGAGGAUGGUGGGCUUAAGUUCAUGGACAGCAACUCGGAAAUCAUUAGACGCAUCUCAUCCGAGAAACUAUCACAAUAUGUAGCCAACUUAAGAAGGUGGAUGUCUGCCACCAUUUUGGAGCGUUUAUCAAAGGAGAUCAAAAAGAUCGAUGAGUCAUUUAAAAAUCGUGGAUUUGCGGAUAUGCGUAUGGGUGGCAUUAGCUUGGAACGUCUUAAGAAAACUGUAGAGAAUCAGCAAUUUGUGAAUCAGUACAUGCCAAUGUUGCCAUUGCUCCUACCGUUUUUGGAAAUGUCAAGCAAUCAAGAGUAUUUGGUGCAGCGCAUUAAAGACCUAGCCGAAGGCUCCUGCAUCUCGAACUACAGCUGGAACUCCGGAGCUGCUUAUCACGGUUUAAAAUGGGACGAACAUCUGCCCACCGACUCGGCGAUACUAUUUCAUCUAUUUUGUGUUUACAUGGAUAGUCAACUUAUGCCGUUACCACAAGGAGGCGGUCGUCCCUUCUUCAGUCGCUACGUGAUAAUGGGCAAAGAGAAGCGCUCCGCAAAGGAAACUGUUGCGCUUGUUCAAAAUAAAGCCCAUUGCGCUAUACUCGUUACAAAUCCACAGAAGCCACGCUUCAACUUCAUCAGUGAUAAAGAAAUCCACACAUGCGCCUACGACCGCAAUAAUCUCUUCUAUGUGAUCAUACAGUUUUUAAUCCACAUGAAAACACAUCACGAAAGCGCUUUGGAAGGUGUGAACCUGGGCAAAAGCGGCAUAAAUGUUUUGUGUGUAAUUGAAAGCUGAAUCCGCGAGUGACAAAGUAAUUUCUGCGUCCAAUUAGCUAGCGUUUUUAUAAUACGAUUUUUUUUACUAAGACUAAGUGGUUAAUUAAGACUUGACAAGCAUAUAGUCAGAAUGCAAUUCUCAUUACACAAAUCAGUGGCGACACAAUGCAUACACUACUAUUAAUAUUAAGUAAAUUUAGUGUAUAUUGAAUGAACCGCAUAACUUUUACUCGCUAAGUUCUGAUGACUUUAAUAGCAUAUAAAUUAGAAAGUACUUUUAUGCGACUAAGAAUACCAUAAUAAUUUAUUAAAAGUGCGAACAGCAGCAAAACCCAACAAAACGCUUGCACAUGGAGUCACAAGGAACACAUGCAGCACAUAUAAACAGAGUGAGAGAGAGAGUGUGGCAAUAAUUUUGCGCGUAGUUUUCGCGUAAACUUUUAAUUAAAGGGAUUUACUGAUUUAUAUCGCAAAUCCAUGGUACAUUCCUUUGGACAUUAAUCGUUUUUGUGCUGUGGAUUUAUCGUGUCACAGGAGUGAUUUGUGGCUGAAAUACAGCGAGCUAGCGCGUUACAGCAGGGAAAGCAGCUGCACACAAAACACAUACACAUACACAUAUCUACACGCAUAUGUAUAUAGGAAGGGAAAAUACAUAUGCAGCUGCUGUGGUAAGAAUGUGAACAACAAAUCUGCUGAAGUUAUCACAGUGUUUGUCGACAGCAGACAAGCAAACACACCGUCGCUAAUUAAAGUGGGAAGAACAUAAAAGGAACACUCCUGCGAACCUAUCAAUUGUGAGGCACUUAUGUUUGGCGCUGACUGAAUUGACUGCACCGAAAACUCUUUAUGAAAUCGCUUUGUAGGUUAUGUAGAAAAAAAUAAAUUUUUUGACCAAUAAUUUUUUAUUUAUGAGCUUAUAUAAAUAAUAAACUAUCUCUAAUUAACUGUAAUUUAAUAAGUUACAAGAUAUUAAAUGUUUAGUACUCUGAUUACUUAAAGUAGGCUUUAGAAACUACAUUGAAGAAUUGCUAGGACCUCAAUAGUAACUAGUGUCUUUUUAUAGCAUAAUAAAAAAAUAUUUCUUUAAUAAAAGACUAUAAUAUUUUCUGCA
This is a messenger RNA of Zeugodacus cucurbitae (melon fly), 2888 nucleotides long. RefSeq names its product transmembrane protein 209. Gene Ontology annotation, cellular component: membrane. The transcript is spliced from 8 exons. The coding region runs from base 153 to 1796 and encodes 547 amino acids. The record is from RefSeq and is a predicted model, not a curated record. Lineage: Eukaryota; Metazoa; Arthropoda; Insecta; Diptera; Tephritidae.